Messenger RNA from Paramecium tetraurelia, 1206 nucleotides. RefSeq lists its product as uncharacterized. Lineage: Eukaryota; Ciliophora; Oligohymenophorea; Peniculida; Parameciidae. The transcript has 2 exons. Gene Ontology annotation, molecular function: calcium ion binding. The record is from RefSeq and is a predicted model, not a curated record.
AUGUCAGAGAGUGUUCAACAGGAACCCUAAUAAUAAUCCUCAUCAUCUAAAUAACCAGAAGAGUCUAAUUCGGAUGAAAAGAUUACUAGUGCAUGGGAGAAAUCAUAAAAGGAAUUAAUAAAUUCACAUUAAAAUAAAUUUGAUGCAUUUAAGGCUAUGGCAGAUUAGAGUGGAACAAUAGAUGAAAGUCACUUUACAAUAGGAGGGGAAUAGAAAUCAGAAAUAUUUAAAAGAUUUGAUGCUGAUCAUGAUGGAAAAAUUAAUUAACAAGAAUGGAAUUAGGGUUGGAAUAAUCUUGAUGUAUAAGUGUUAGAAACGUAACAUAAAGUUGCAAUUGCAUAACAAAAAAUGUAAAUUUUAGAUGCUUUAGAAGCAAAAGUAGAACCUGGUUUAAACUUAAGUUAAAAAAGUUCAAUUAUGAUAGAUAGAUUUAAAAACUCAUCAAAUUUGGGUGAUUUAAAUGAUUUAUUCAAUAAGAAAUCUCCAUUUUAAGACCACUAGGAAUAUUCAGAGAGUAGUAAUUAUGACAUUAGGUAAAAAGGUAGUAACAGACCUUUGGAUCAAUUAUUAUAACAAUUUAAAACACCGAAUAAAACGGAUAUUUUAUUUGAUUCAGGUAGUGGAUAAGGAUCAGGUCAAUAUUUAGGUAGUAAUAAGCAAACCUAAAAAUUUGGAUUUGUUUAAGGAAGUGCUUCUCCAGCAUUUAAUCCCACAACAUUAAAGAAUGAAAAUUAAUACAACUCGAAAGUUCAUUAACAAAUGAAUAUUAAUAUUGAUAUUAAGGAAAAAAAUAAAUCUAAUAAAAGAAGAGAAGAAUUAGCUAGCUACAUGGGUAAAUUGGGUUUGGGAGGAAAUGACUCAAUUUCAAGACCUUCCAUAAGUUCUGAGCAACCAAAUUCAAAUGUUUUCGAGAGAAUGAAAGUUUAUGUAAGUAACAUUGGAUAGUAAAAUUUCAAGAAUUAACCAUAAUCUGGACUAAAUGAACUUACUAAUGAUAACUAAUUCAUUACUAGCACAUUCAAAUAGCAAUUAAAAUAAUAUAGAAGAGAGAGAGGUGUAGAAUAAGUAGACAAUCAAGCUGGCAAAUUCUCAAAGCAUUCCAGCUUCUUGGAGAAUCCAUUAUUGCAGGAUUAAUCUUUAAAAAGUUUUCAUUUAAAACUUAUGCACUCUUAAGGCGCAUUGAACUAUAAGAAUACUAGAAUUUGA